UUUAACAAAAGACAUAGGUUCUUUUGAAAAAAAUGUGUUUUUCCGAAACAAAAUAUUUUGAUGACUCAUAAAAAUUAUAAUCACAAAAAUGAGUUGAUUUACGUUAAUUGAUUAUCCAGUAUAGAUGACAAACUGCCAAAACUGCUUCGAACCGGAGUAAACUAGAUUAACCAUAGAACCGUCCGGUUUUAAAAAACUUCCGGUUCACGAAUGAACAAAAUUUGAAUUGCUUUUUUCUUCUGUUCUUCCCAUAAAACCAAAUCAGAAAGUGAGAUAUUAGAAAACCUAAUAUCCUUUCUCUUUCACACUUGAGUUUGCAUUCAAUUCGUUGGACAUUUCUCUGAUUCACAGUUCGUCACUCCGUACGCUGCUACACCGUCACGCCCUUCACCUUCGCACAAUUAGGGUAAGAUGGAGACAGAGGUAGUGGAUGCUGAGUUAGUGUUGCCAAACUAUCUCAGUUUUAAGAGAGUUCAAAUGUAUGAUAAAUAUCCUAAAGGCCAAUCGAGAGGCCGGCACUGGAAACAUCUUAAGCAGAUUAUUCAGGCUGAGAAUUACCAGAAUUACCCUCCUGAUGAACCCAAUUAUGUCAAUAUUGAGUCACCCCCUUCCAUGCAUCCCUGCAAGAGAAUUUGUGAUAUUACUGGCUAUGAGGCACCUUACUAUGAUCCUAAGACUAAUCUCCGGUAUGCAAAUACUGAUGUUUUCAAGACGAUCAGAUCGCUUCCUAAUGAUUAUGUGCAAAGAUACCUAUCUCUGAGGAAUGCAGCAGUCGUUCUUAAGUAGUUCUACCAUUUACCUUGUCUUCUGAGACACCUUAUUCUCUUCUCGUUCCUUAAUGUUUUGUUUUAACUAAUGCUGUAUUGAAUCUUCUUCCAUGUUAAAUAGAUUUAGAGGGUGUUUAGAAGAGCCUACCAUAUGGAUGAUUAGCAGAAUGUCUGUAAAUUACUUAUAUGGAGUUAAAUUACGAAUAUCAGUUGCCUAA
Lathyrus oleraceus (garden pea) is the source of this 985-nucleotide messenger RNA. Its product is annotated as protein EIN6 ENHANCER. The transcript is spliced from 4 exons. The coding region runs from base 412 to 786 and encodes 124 amino acids. Gene Ontology annotation, cellular component: Ino80 complex. The record is from RefSeq and is a predicted model, not a curated record. Gene Ontology annotation, biological process: chromatin remodeling. NCBI's taxonomy places the organism in Eukaryota, Viridiplantae, Streptophyta, Magnoliopsida, Fabales, Fabaceae.